Ectocarpus sp. CCAP 1310/34 is the source of this 986-nucleotide messenger RNA. The record is from the annotation of a GenBank genome assembly. NCBI's taxonomy places the organism in Eukaryota, Phaeophyceae, Ectocarpales, Ectocarpaceae.
GUGGGUUCGUCCUUCGUGGUGGUGGGCGUUAGUGCGGUCUGUGUGAGCUCAGCGGGGUGCGUCUGAACCUUCGGGGAGAGGAGUACAGGAGUGUACCAGUACGCGGAGACGAGCUGCGGCGUGGCGACGCUGCUUUUGGACGCGUUGGACAAAGAACCACCGCCUUUUGCUGUCUGCCUCUGAUACUGCUGUCGCACCCCGAGACACACCACCCAUGAGCAAGAGAGAAGGCAAACUGAAGCAGAAGAUGGAGGACGAGAUGUGUGAGGCCUCCGUCAUCCUGGGUAGGCUGGGCCACGUGAAUGAGCGCCAUGGUGAAGCCAUAGGCCUAUUGGAAAAGUCGCUUGUCGACGCCGGGGCGCGGGACGCUAUCAAAUCGGCGACGUUGAAGGUUCGCAGCGAGUACGAUUCCCUCAAACAAAAACUGGAAGAGCUUUACCAGCAGUCUAUCCAGGACCUUCAAGCCCAUAGGUCCAUCAUGGAGGGGCCAACACUCGCCCGCAUGGAGGCGACUGGUGACUGGACAGAAGGGUGCGGUCGGGCAAGCCGAGGAAGAGAUGAAGGCGGUGAUGGCCAAGACCGAUCAGGAAGUUCUGCGCAGGCAAGAUUCUUUUCUGUGGCACGCGCCCAAACAUAUCCCCUCCCAGUUGUACUCGAUAGCUUGAUUCGAUGGGUAGGAGGUUCGGGCUCUACCUGAUCGUUGUGAAGUCAGCAAGCAGGUCAACCAGGGGCUCGUGGAACAACCGGCUGGGGUUCAUCCAAUUGUGGUUGUGCUAGGAACAGCAGAUAUCACCCUCAAUUUGGACAACUCGUGUGCUUCGAAACUGGUGAGGGGUGAUGUUUCCAACAUGAAACACCGUUGGUCGAUCGUCGCCACAGUGGGGCGCUCCUCCUCUCUUGCGCAUGUUGGGCGUCGUUGCUUGUUUUUCCGAUCGGGUUGUGUCAAGGGCGGAUUUGGUGUAUUUUCUUGUGGUACCUUUGUCGUU